UGUACACAAAACAUAUGUUCAUUAUUUUCAGAGGAAAACAACACGUAGCAUUUGCAAUUAUUUUUGUAUUUGUCACGGAAAUACUCAUGUAAAAGAAUUACAAUAUUUGUCACAAAAAUGGAGAGCUGCUACGUGAUAAUUGCAAAACUAACAUUGCUGCUGACUCUGAUAAUUGCGGCGGCGUCACACGAAGCCAAAGAUUUUGACGAUUCUAUUUUGUACAAAAUUGAUUUCGAAGUGCCGGAGCUGAUUGGUCAACCUGACUUGAGCAACCAGCUUAGAACAUUUUACACACCGGACAAGGAGAAAUACGACUGCUUGAUUCCCACAUUGGAGCGCCAGAAGGAGGAGGAAAAGACAGAAAAGCCGGAGCUAUCUCCUAUAAGUCUGCUGCAGCCCACUUUCUCUGCGCUGACCUGCACGUAUCGCAUCGAAGCUUACUGGUCUUAUGAAAUCUGCCAUGGACAUCAUGUGCGUCAAUAUCAUGAGGAGCGCGAGGGAAAGAACGUUAAGUUCCAGGAGUACUUCCUGGGCAAGUGGACUGAGGAAAAGACAGAUUUGCUGUGGAAGGCCUGGGAGUCUGACCUCAAGGCGGGAAUAAAGCCAAAGUACAAGAGUUUGAAGAUAGACAACACAAAGUAUCCAUACUUCGAAAUGGAAUACAGCGAUGGCACCAUGUGCGACAUUAUUGAUGCCCCUCGAACUACGAUGGUGCGUUAUGUGUGUUAUCCUCAUGGCAAGGACGAUAUUUACUCCUUCAAGGAGACCUCCUCCUGCAAUUAUGAGGCCAUUAUCCUCUCCUCGACGUUGUGCGCCAUCCGUGGUUUCCAUGCCAAGGAAACAAAGGAGCUGUCCAUUCAGUGCUUUAACUCUGAAUCGGAACCACACAGCCCUUUGAGUAUGCUGCGCUCCGAACUGAAUGAGUGGGCAGAGUCCGAGGCUGACUUGCUGGUUUCCAAGGAAAAAGAGGGCAAGGCGCCAGCCAAGCUAUGGCCCAAGGCGGAUGGUGAUAUGGUCACCUUCAAGUACAGCGGGGACAUGGACAAAAUUAUACUGGAGCUUAUCAGUAACGGAGACAUCGAGGUAGACAGUGAUUACCAGCAGCUCCUUCUUUCAAGAGCAGCAGCUGGAACAGGACCCACGCCCAUCACCGAUCUGACCCCCAUCAGGGACUUCAUUUCUGGCAAGAACUGCCUAACUGGGGGCAACGGUUGGUGGAAGUACGAGUUCUGUUACGGACGACAUGUGCGUCAGUUCCAUAAAGACAAGAACAGCGAAGUUGAGCUGUUCCUGGGAUAUUUCUCAGAGGAAGCUCAUCGUGCUUGGGCCAACUCCAAUCCAGAAAAGGGGGCUCGACGUACAGGUUUCUCGUCGUCCAUUUGGCACCAUUAUGGGAAGGGAACCCACUGCGAUCGCACUGGAUUGGCCCGCGAAGUGGAUGUCAAGCUGACCUGCACACCUGUGACCACCAGUGGAACAGCCGUGUCCAUGUAUUUGCUGGAGCCAAAGACGUGUCAGUACAUCUUGGUCGUUGAGUCCCCCACAAUUUGUGAUCUCAUGCACUACGCGGAUUCCCACGGUCUGGUAAAGGUGGAGAAUCUACAGAAGAUCCUGGUUAGCGACAAUGACAAACCGACUGCGACUACUGCGUCUCCUGCACCUACAUCUAGCGCAGAGGAGGAGAUCCGGUCUUAAGCUGUCCUUGAAUUCCAACUCUAGUAAAUUACGUUUAAAUACAUUGUAUGUAAUUUUAAA
Messenger RNA from Drosophila ficusphila, 1755 nucleotides. Its product is annotated as endoplasmic reticulum lectin 1. The record is from RefSeq and is a predicted model, not a curated record. Gene Ontology annotation, cellular component: endoplasmic reticulum lumen. Gene Ontology annotation, biological process: retrograde protein transport, ER to cytosol; endoplasmic reticulum unfolded protein response. Lineage: Eukaryota; Metazoa; Arthropoda; Insecta; Diptera; Drosophilidae. The coding region runs from base 118 to 1695 and encodes 525 amino acids. The transcript has 4 exons.